This is a messenger RNA of Gloeophyllum trabeum ATCC 11539, 1671 nucleotides long. RefSeq lists its product as uncharacterized. Bases 1 to 1671 code for a protein of 556 amino acids. The transcript is spliced from 5 exons. Gene Ontology annotation, cellular component: membrane. The record is from RefSeq and is a predicted model, not a curated record. Lineage: Eukaryota; Fungi; Basidiomycota; Agaricomycetes; Gloeophyllales; Gloeophyllaceae. Gene Ontology annotation, molecular function: amino acid transmembrane transporter activity. Gene Ontology annotation, biological process: amino acid transmembrane transport.
AUGGCUCAGACCGACCCCAGUUACAAGGAUACAGAAGUCGGCGAGGAGUAUCAAGCGCAGGCUCCUGCAUUGUACAAAGAUCAAACUUAUACGCUCGAUGGCCCUCCCGCCUUAGGUGGUGAUGUAGUGACUGCACACGAACAGCGGGAUCUCAAACGUGGUUUGGCGCAACGUCAUGUCUCCAUGAUUGCUCUCGCAGGCGCGAUUGGAACAGGCCUCUUCCUCAGUCUUGGAGGGGCAAUUCAGACUGGCGGGCCUCUAGGUGCCCUUCUAGGUUACAUCGUGGUUAGCCUAAUCGUCUGCGCUGUCCAAUUCGCCCUGGGAGAAGUGGCAGCAUUACUCCCUGUUACUGGAUCGUUCGUGCGACACGCCGAAUUUCUGGUCGAUCCUGCUCUUGGAUUCGCGGUGGGAUGGAAUAUCGUCUACGGCAACUGGCUCUCGGUGCCCACGGAGAUUUCGGCAAUAUGCGUACUCUUCGAAUACUGGACGGACCUCAACUCCUCGGUAUUCAUCAUCAUCUUCAUCGUCCUCACGUUCGCAGUCGGGAUGUCCAUGAUCAACAUCUACGGCGAGGUAGAAUUCUUCUUUGCAUCACUGAAGAUCCUCCUUGUUGUCGGCCUAAUCCUCCUGGGAUUAAUCAUUGACCUUGGUGGCGUCAAAGGCGUCGAUCGAAUCGGUUUCAGCUACUGGAAAGACCCUGGUCCGUUUGUCGAAUAUAUCGCUACCGGCGAUUGGGGACGAUUCCUGGGUUUCUGGUCGGUAAUGAUCAAUGCCGUGUUCAGUUUCGCAGGCGUAGAAAGUAUAGCUAUGGCAGCUGCUGAAACUCGUAAUCCGCGCAAAGCGAUCCCAAAAGCCUGCAAACGGGUCUUUGCUAGAGUCGCCCUCUUUUAUAUCCUCGCAGUCCUGAUCGUCGGAAUGUUGGUAUCGAGCGAUGACGAGCGAUUGGACGACGAUUCUGGUACAGCGGCACAAUCACCCUUUGUCAUCGCUGCUUCUGCAGCAGGUAUAUCCGCUAUACCCUCCAUCGUCAAUGCGGUGGUCAUCACUUCCGCUUUCAGCUCGUCAAACCAGGCUCUACUCGCCGGCACCCGCGUUCUCUACGGUCUCGCUAUCAAAGGUCAAGCUCCCAAGGUUUUCCUCCGGACGACAAGAUGGGGCGCGCCAUAUGUUUGCGUCCUACUCCAAACCGCGUUCAUGUUCCUCGCGUUCAUGUCUGUCUCGAGCGGCGCUCUUACCGUUUUCUACUGGCUUGUCGACCUCGUGGGCUGCGGCGUGCUUAUCUCCUGGAUCGCGAUUCUGGUGAAUCAUCUCCGCCUCCAUGCCGCGCUGAAGAAGCAGGGUAUAUCACGUACAGAACUGCCCUGGUCGAACUCUUGGACCCCCUACGCGUCCGCCGCUGCCCUGGCACUUUCCGUGAUCAUUUUGUUGACCAAUGGCUUUGCGGUAUUCACAAAGGGCGGUUGGGAUCCAGCCAGCUUCGUCUCUGCGUACUUGGACAUCCCCCUGGUCCUCGCUGCAUACCUCGGAUGGAAGUUCUUCAAAAAGACGAAGAUCGUCGCUCUGGAGGAUAUUCCGCUUGCGGAAGUCCUUGCUGCAGCUAGAAAGGAAGAUGAGUUGUAUGAGCUAGAGAAAAGGGGUUGGAGAAAGUACAUUUCUUUCCUCUGGGAUUAG